UUUUCAGAGUCUCGGUCGCUGCUUUUCCUCGUCAGACCUGGCAACCCUGGUUGUGUCACAGAUACUUUAGUCCAGUUUACUUUCACUUCCUCCUGGACGGGUUUCUGGGCGUGGAGCUCCGUGUGAAGAUGAAGGUAGAAGGUGUGUGAGCUGAUGUGAAUCCAGCAGCAUGGAUCAGUGUGAGGACAGAGAGGAGGGAGUCCUUCCCUCCAAAACCUCCCUGAGGGGAAAAAAAAGAGUUGGAGAGAGUCGGAGAGAAGAAAAGAGGAGACGACCUGGACCUGGACCUGGACCUGAACCUGGACCUGGACCUGGACCUGAACCUGAACCUGAACCUGAACCUGAACCUGAACCUGGACCUGGACCUGGACCUGGACCUGGACCUGGUCCCAGCUGUGUGUCCUUGAAGAGUGAUGCAUCAAAGGAUAUACUUGUUUAUUUUAAAGAUACCCGACGUUCUCCCUCAGUGAGGAAACAAUCUGGACCUGGACCUGGACCUGGACCUGAACCAGGAUCUGGACCUGGACCUGGUCACAGCUGUGUGUCCUUGAAGAGUGAUGCAUCAAAGGAGUUUUUUAAAGAUGCUCCUGGUUUUCCUUCAGAGAGAGUGGACCAGCAGAUCUCAGAGUCCCCCAGUGUUCCGUCUGUCCAGCAGCAUCAGACCCAGCUGGACUCCGUCUUUCAGCUGCUGGAGAACGACAUCAUCAUGUUUGUGAAGGACGAGCUGAAGAAGAUCCAGAAGGUUCUGAGUCCAGAUUACCCAGAAUCCUCAGAGAGUCAGGAGGAGGAUGAAGAUGAAGAGCAGAAGAGCAUCAGAGAGACACUCGUAAAGAUCACAGUGAAGUUCUUGAGGAAGAGGAAGCAGGAGAAGCUGGCCGACCUCCUGCAGAGCAAUACCGUUGCUGCCGUUUGUCAAUCCAAACUCAAAGUUCAGCUGCAGAAGAAGCACCAGCAUGUGUCUGAGGGGAUCACUAAAGCAGGAGAGACAACCCUUCUGGAGCAGAUCUACACGGAGCUCUACAUCACAGAGGGAGGGACCGGAGAGGUCAAUGAAGAACAUGAAGUCAGACAGAUUGAAGCAGCUUCCAGGAAACCAGACAGAGCAGAAACAGCCGUCAGACAGGAAGACAUCUUUAAACCCCCACCUGGAAGAGAAGGACCAAUCAGAACGGUGAUGACGAAGGGAGUGGCCGGCAUCGGGAAAACAGUCCUAACACAGAAGUUCAGUCUGGACUGGGCUGAAGGCAGAACCAACCAGGACAUCCAGUUCCUGCUUCCAUUCACCUUCAGAGAGCUGAAUAUGCUGAGAGAGGAAAAGUUCAGCUUGGUGGAACUAGUUCAUGGAUUCUUCUCUGAAACCAGAGGAAUCUGUAGCUUUGAAGAGUUCCAGGUCGCGUUCAUCUUUGACGGUCUGGAUGAGAGUCGACUUCCUCUGGACUUCCACAACGCUACAAUCGUCAGUGACCCCAGAAGGUCCACCUCAGUGGACGUGCUGCUGACAAACCUGAUCAGGGGCAACCUGCUUCCUUCUGCUCGUCUCUGGAUCACCACACGACCCGCAGCAGCCAAUCAGAUCCCUCCUGAGUGUGUUGACAUGGUGACAGAGGUCAGAGGGUUCACUGACCCACAGAAGGAGGAAUACUUCAGGAAGAGGUUCAGAGAAGAGGAGAAGAACAGCAGGAUCAUCUCCCACAUCAAGACAUCACGGAGCCUCCACAUCAUGUGCCACAUCCCAGUCUUCUGCUGGAUCACUGCUACGGUCCUGGAGAACGUCCUCGAGAACGUCCUGGAGACCAGAGAGGGAGGGCAGCUGCCCAAAACCCUGACUGAGAUGUACAUCCACUUCCUGGUGGUCCAGGCCAAACUGAAGAAAGUCAAGAAUGACGGAGGAACUGAGACGGAUCCACACUGGACUCCAGAGAGCAGGAAGAUGGUGGAGUCUCUGGGAAAACUGGCUUUUGAGCAGCUGCAGAAAGGAAACCUGAUCUUCUAUGAACCAGACCUGAGAGAGUGUGGCAUCGAUGUCAGAGAGGCUUCAGUGUACUCAGGAGUGUUCACCCAGAUCUUUAGAGAGGAGAGCAGCCUGUACCAGGACCAGGUCUUCUACUUCAUCCAUCUGAGUGUUCAGGAGUUUCUGGCUGCUCUUCAUGUCCAUCAGACCUUCAUCAACUCUGGAGUCAACCUGCUGGGAGAUCAACGAACAACUCACCCUUCUUCAACCGGUUUCUAUCCGACAGCUGUGGACUGGACCUUCCAGAGUCCAAACGGACACCUGGACUUGUUCCUGCGCUUCCUCCUAGGUCUUUCAGUGGAGACAAAUCAGAACCUCCUACGAGGUCUGAUGACAUCAAACCAAAGAAGUUCACAGAACAAUCAGGAAACUAUCAAAUACAUCAAGGAGAGAAUCAGUGGGGAUCUGUCUGCAGAGAGAAGCAUCAACCUGUUCCACUGUCUGAAUGAACUGAACGAUCGGUCUCUGGUGGAGGAGGUCCAAGAGUCCCUGAGGUCUGGACGUAUCUACGCAAAUGAAAUGUCUCCUGCUCAUUGGUCGGCUCUGGCCUUCAUCUUACUGUCAUCAGAAGAAGAUCUGGAGGUGUUUGACCUGAAGAAGUUCUCAGCUUCAGAGAAGGCUCUACGGAGGCUGCUGCCGGUGGUCAAAGCCUCCAAGAAAGUUCUACUGAGUGGCUGUCACCUCUCAGGGAACAUCUGUCCACGUCUGUCCUCAGUUCUCAGCUCUCAGUCCUCCAGUCUGACAGAACUGGACCUGAGCAACAACGACCUGCAGGAUUCUGGACUGAAGCAGCUGUGUCCUGGACUGGAGAGUCCACACUGUCACCUGGAGUCUCUCAGACUGAGUGGCUGUCUCCUCUCAGAGGACAUCUGUCCACUUCUGUCCUCAGUUCUCAGCUCUCAGUCCUCCAGUCUGACAGAACUGGACCUGAGCAACAACGACCUGCAGGAUUCUGGACUGGAGCAGCUGUGUCCUGGACUGGAGAGCCCACACUGUCACCUGGAGUCUCUCAGGCUGUCAGGCUGUCUGAUUUCAGAGGAAGGAAGUUCUUCUCUGGUCUCAGCUCUGACCUCCAACCCCUCCCACCUGAGAGAGCUGGACCUGAGCUACAACCAUCCAGGAGAGUCAGCAGGGAAGCUUCUGUCUGGAAUGGAGGAUCCUCGCUGGAGACUGGACACUCUCAGGGUGGAGCCUGCUGGACAACGAUGGCUGACACCAGGUCUGAGGAAGUAUUCCUGUCAACUCACCGUCGACACAAACACAGUCCACAACAACAUCCAACUGUCUGAUGACAACAGGAAGAUGGUGUUUGAGGAGGAUCAGUCAUAUCCUGAUCAUCCAGACAGGUUUGAUCGUCUUCAUCAGCUGCUGUGUAGAGAAGUUCUGACGGGUCGCUGUUACUGGGAGGUCCAGUGGAGCGGAGGAGUUUGUGUAUCAGUGAGUUACAGAAGAAUCAGCAGGAGAGGAAACUCUGGUGACUGUUGGUUUGGAGGAAAGGAUCAUUCCUGGAGUCUGGAAUGUUAUCCAGGUGAUCAGUACUAUGUCCGUCACAAUAACAGAGAAACAUUCAUCUCCCCCUCAUCUCCAUCUUCAGACUCUGGCAGAGUAGCAGUGUACGUGGACGUUCCUGCUGGAACUCUGUCCUUCUAUGAAGUCGUCUCUGACAGACUGAUCCACCUCCACACCUUCAACACCAGCUUCUCUGAACCUCUCUGUGCUGGAUUUGGAUUCUGGUACCAGUCUAGUUCAGUGUCUCUGUGUCCAGUUUAGUCUCCAGAGUCUCCUGUCAGAGAAACUGUCUCUGCUGGAUCCUGGACUUGGACUCUGGUUCUGGUUCCUCAGUGUCUCCAUGAUGAUGAUGAUGAUGAUGAUGAUGAUGAUGAUGAUGAUGAUGAAGGAGAUGAUCACCAUUUAUCUUAAAUUUUUUGGUUUAUUGUAUUUUUAUUUGAUCUUUUUCACAUUUAAACAUUAAAUAAUUUACUGGAUGUUGAUGUUUGAUCAUACAUUAAAUUUGUAAGUACUGGAUCAGUGUGAAGAUGAAGUGAUGACUCCUCUUCCUCUCUGACCUUCAACUCCUGGGUGGAGGUCACAUGUUCUCUUGGUGCUGGUGAGGGUUUCUCCAGGAACUCCAGCUUCCUCUCACUGCUUCACCUAAAUGGAGGGAUGAGACCUGGUCUGGAUGGAU
This is a messenger RNA of Cololabis saira (Pacific saury), 4196 nucleotides long. Its product is annotated as NACHT, LRR and PYD domains-containing protein 3-like. The coding region runs from base 170 to 3781 and encodes 1203 amino acids. Gene Ontology annotation, molecular function: protein binding. The record is from RefSeq and is a predicted model, not a curated record. Lineage: Eukaryota; Metazoa; Chordata; Actinopteri; Beloniformes; Belonidae. The transcript is spliced from 12 exons.